Molecule: messenger RNA, 1203 nt
Organism: Trichoplax adhaerens
Lineage: Eukaryota; Metazoa; Placozoa; Uniplacotomia; Trichoplacea; Trichoplacidae
Exons: 3
Coding region: 1-1203 (400 amino acids)
Biological process (GO): regulation of transcription by RNA polymerase II; anatomical structure development
Molecular function (GO): RNA polymerase II cis-regulatory region sequence-specific DNA binding; DNA-binding transcription factor activity, RNA polymerase II-specific
Source: RefSeq, a predicted model, not a curated record
AUGCUAAUAAAUAUAUCUCAUUUCUACUGUUGUCAACUUUUAGGACAUGUUACAAUUAAUCAGCUUGGUGGCGUGUUUGAAAAUGGAAGGCCACUGCGUGAAGCAAUACGUCGUCAUAUCGUUCAAUUAGCUCAAAGUGGUGUUCGUCCGUGUGAUAUAUCACGCCAAUUACGAGUAUCACAUGGAUGUGUCAGUAAGAUAUUAUGUCGAUAUUAUCAAACGGGUUCUGUUAGCCCAGGUAUUAUUGGAGGAAGCAAGCCUAAGGUGGCAACACCAACGGUAGUUGAUAAAAUUGCUGAAUAUAAAAGGAAUAAUUCAACGAUAUUUGCGUGGGAAAUUCGUGAAAAAUUGCUAGGCGAUAAAAUUUGCGACGCUAGCAAUGUACCUAGUGUUAGUUCAAUCAAUCGGAUUGUCAGAAGUAAAGUUCUCAGCGCCUACAAGUAUAACGACGGCAAUCAUAGCAGGAAACAAUCAGCUCUCUCUACUGGAGUAGAAGCAUCAUGUCAUUAUAGAAUUAACGACCUAUUAGGUAUUCCACAACCCCAGACAUCAUCUGUUGGCCAUUACAAGACUGUUAAUUCAUCCAUACAAGCUAACGAUGCGGGCCUUGUUAACGAUUAUACGAAUAAAUCAAACUUAAUUUACAGUUCUAAAAUGGAUCAUCAAGCUGCAGAUUUAAAGCUACAAAAAUUACGUCGCAAUAGAACAAUGUUUACCGAUGAGCAGAUUAAGAAGUUAGAAGAUAUUUUUAAAUCAACACAGUAUCCUGAUGUUUAUACCCGAGAAGAAUUGGCUUCAAAAAUUGGAUUAUCUGAAGCUCGUGUUCAGGUAUGGUUUAGCAAUCGUCGCGCAAAAUGGCGUAAAGAGGGAAAACAUCGAAGCCCAAGCAAACUAUCUAAUGAUGGAUCUACUACGUUAUUUAAUUCAAAAAGCACCAAUUCAAGCGUUAGUGAACAAUCUGAUGUCUUGCAUGAUGCUAUGGCCAAUUCCAAAAAAAAUACCUGUACCAUAGAUAUGUCAAGCGACGAAGUAGACGACAUAACUAACUAUUCUCAUUUGCAAUCAGCGUCGGAAGUUAACUAUUCUCAACUGGAUGGUUGUAAUUAUGAUGGCAGUAUUGCGCUAACAGUAGCAGAUCAUCAUGGAAAUGAGAGCCUUUUAAAAAAUUUCAACACUACAGUAGGUAAACACCAAUCAAUAUAA